CAACUAUCCAUCAGAUCACCGCCAGGCACUCGUGUGCAUACAUGGCGAGGCAGCAUGUUAGCUCUCGCAUGCGCACGGGUAUGUGAGCUAUGUAGUAUGGGGCGUAGCACUCGCUAUAUUAGGUGAGUGGUAGAUAAGUUUCCUUUAUAAUGGGUUGCCCUCUCCCUGCUCGAAUGUCAGUAUGGGAAGUGCAUUAGUCCAUUUGUACUCUUCUAUUUCACUCCAUGGCUUCACUCUAUUCCACUGAGUUAUAUGUGACGGCUGACCCAAGAACACUUACUGAAGAACAACCCCUUCCCGAAGCUCUUCGUCGCACGUCCCUCUUAAUGAGGGUAGUCUGCUUUUUGGCACUGGGACAACCGGAUUUUGAUGGUCAUUGGAAGUCAUUGCAAUCCGAGGAAGCAUUCGAAACCGUUAGGGGCAGGUCGUGCUCUAUCCUGACCAGCACUAUCACCACAGCAAGUGUCCUCCUCGCUACAAGUGUUGUUUUCGUCACCACCGGCUCUCCUGUACCAUACUUUGAUUAUACAUCACCCGUUCCUCACUGUCUGCUCUUGAUAUCGCUCAUGCUUGCUAUGAUCGCGCUGUUGACAUCCGGCUCGAGCAUGAUACGUUGGGUACACACCGAUCGGCAUUGGACUCAAGAGCAACUUAAGCCAGGCGGUUACUUCGUGUUCUCCUACCUGUUGUCAACAAUCACUCCCGUGUUCUUCGUCGCCUGGUCCCUACAUUGUUUCAUAUUUGGCUUUUCCUCUCAAAGCAUAAUCUGCCGCGCUAUCACUGUGGUCUGGAUGGUCACAUAUGUUGUGAACAUUGGAACAAUAUUGAUGGAGACUAUGUGGAAUUAUGCCAAAUUUUCAACGGACUAUAUUAGUGUACCUAGACAGUGUGAUCAAACUAAGUCUCAGAGAACAGAAAAAGCUGUUCGGCUGAUCGGGGUGUCCCGCAUCCAACUCAUUCCAUCAUGCAAUUAUCUCACUUUCAAGCUUGAAUGUCACUCCGAAUCGGCCACUAACACCAUUCAGGCAAACACAAAAUCCUUUUGUGGACUUCCCCUUUCUGCCAUCACGAACAAGCAAUUCCUAUGCAUCCACGGCGGUCUUUCACCAGAGCUGAACACUUUCGAUGAUAUCAGAGCGAUUGACCGGUUCCGCGAGCCUCCAACACAUAGGCUGAUGUGCGAUUUUCUAUGGUUGGAUACUGUCGAAGACUUUAGGCGAGAGAAGAUGAAUGAAAGUUUCGUUCAUAAUCACGUUCCGGGUUGUUCCUACUUCUUACAGCGAGAUAAUCUUCUUUCGAUCAUUCGCGCGUACGAAGCGCAGAUGCCGGUCGCUCAACAGAUAUCGCAUGUGCCGGAAGACAAAAACCACAAGUUUUCCUUCUGUCAUGACAAUCUUUUCAGCUACCUCGACGUGUACAACAAAGCCGCCGUCUGGAGUUUGCGCUUUGUGGGAGAGAAAAUCACGGAUGUACUUAUCGCUGUGCUAAAUACCUGCGGCAAAGAAGAACUCGAAGAGUCUGACGAGGAAAAUGUUGUUUCACGAGUAACCCACCACGAAGAGGCAAGACGGAAGAUCAUAAAAAAUAAGAUCCUUGCAGUUGGACGGACGGCGCGUGUGUUUGCUCUGAUCCGAGAGGAGUCGGAGAAGUUUUCGGAGCUCAAGAGUAUAUCUAGCAAGUUGCCAUAUGGCACGCUAGCGUUGGGUACAGAGGGCAUGAAAGAUGCCAUUUCCCGACUUCGAGGAUGCGGCUUCACUUGGGACGACAAUGACGAAGCGCCGGAGUUUGGAGAGCACGAUGUAGAUGAUCCAAGAAGUGCUCCACGGGAAAGACUUGGAGACUCGCGGACUUCCUGGAAAUGGACUCUCUCAAGUCUCAACGACCGAUUUCGAUUAGGCAAGUGUAACAGCGGGUGGAAGUUACACUUCAACUUCGUGCAUCAUGUACUACUACAGCAGUACCUACGUACCGGGUCACUCAUAUUCACGCAUACGCACUCCCCUCAUGCACCUGCGGGUCGCGGCUACCUCAUGCAUGUGAAGCUCGAGGGUGUCCGCGAAACAAAUACAUCAUGCAAGUCCCGGACCCUCAAAGCUGAAAAAACUCGAGGUGUCCGGGGAGGAAAGUCUAAGUAG
This is a messenger RNA of Suillus subalutaceus, 2135 nucleotides long. Its product is annotated as Metallo-dependent phosphatase-like protein. Gene Ontology annotation, biological process: fungal-type cell wall organization; calcineurin-mediated signaling. The coding region runs from base 225 to 2135 and encodes 636 amino acids. The record is from RefSeq and is a predicted model, not a curated record. Gene Ontology annotation, cellular component: calcineurin complex; cytoplasm. The transcript is spliced from 20 exons. Lineage: Eukaryota; Fungi; Basidiomycota; Agaricomycetes; Boletales; Suillaceae. Gene Ontology annotation, molecular function: calmodulin-dependent protein phosphatase activity; calmodulin binding.